Manis javanica (Malayan pangolin) is the source of this 1607-nucleotide messenger RNA. RefSeq names its product 3-oxoacid CoA-transferase 2 (gene OXCT2). Gene Ontology annotation, cellular component: mitochondrion. The record is from RefSeq and is a predicted model, not a curated record. Gene Ontology annotation, molecular function: succinyl-CoA:3-oxo-acid CoA-transferase activity. Lineage: Eukaryota; Metazoa; Chordata; Mammalia; Pholidota; Manidae.
AUGGCCAUCUACAGGGGGAAAUAUGAGGAAAGAAUGGAGUGCUUAACUCUCUGGAAAGAGGGAGGUGGACAAGCCAAGCCUGCAGGUGAUAGGUCAUGCCUCACCCAACGGGCAGCCCUUGAAUUUGAGGAUGGCAUGUAUGCCCAUUUGGGCAUCAGAAUCCCUCUUCUGGCCAGCAACUACAUCAGCCCAAAUGAUGUUCAUCUUCACAGUGAAAAUGGGAUCCUGGGCUUGGGUCCAUUCCCAUUAAAAGAUAAGGUGGAUGCAGAUCUCAUCAAUGCAGGCAAGCAGAGAGUCAGCGUUCUUCCUAAUGGCUGUUUUGUCUCCAGUGAUGAUUUAUUCAACAUGAUUCGAGGGGGAGGCAUGCACCUGAUGCUUGGAGCCAUACGGGUUUCCAAAUAUGUACACCUGGCCGACUGGAUGAUACACAAGAGAAGGUGAAAGGCUGGUGUGUGGGUGAUGGUGUCUGGCACCAAGACCAGGGUCGUGGUCACCAUGGAGCACCAUCGAGGCCGCCAACCCCCAAUUCUGGAUAAAUGCAUGAUGCCACUGGUGGAAUUGGUGCGCAACAGCAUCACCACUGAGGAGGCCGUGUUUGACGUGCACAGGAAGCAAGGACUGACCAUGGAGGACAUCGAAAGGAGCACUGGGUGUGGCCUCACCAUCUCCCCUGAUCCAGACCCGUGCAGCAGAUCACAGCCAGACUCGGGGAGUAAACCUUGCUCACAGAGGGUGUGCUCAUUUCAACCUCACAGGAUUUCAUCCAUACGAAGUCGGAAUCACAUUUAUAUAUUUCACGAGCAGUCUGCUCAGUUUCUUCUGGCAUCUCAGACAUGCUACCAUUGGAGAGACCUUGUCCUCUCAGGAGAGACAUGAGUGAAAAACCAAAGGAAAACCUGGACAUCGGUCUUGUACAUGCUGUGCGUACUGAGAACAGUCUGCCAUCACUGAGGAUGCUGGAUGCCCCCUCUGGCUGUUAUUUCCAGUAAAUUCUGUGCAGCUUGAGACGAUCCCGUUGGAGGGAUUUCAGUGAAGUGCCUUCCUCAGGAAUCAUGAAACAUAGGGAAAAAUGAUGAGAGAGGGAAUGACUCUGCCCAGACCCUCCCCCAUUUUACAAGGACCAUGAAAAACAGUCAAACGUAAAUGUGAAUUUGUGAUUGGAGAAAUGCUGUGCAAAUGAAAUGUUUUUCCCUUUGACCCUUCUGACUUUCUCUUCUGCGACUGUUCAUUUUGUUGCUAAAUCCUGUUUACCUGUAGCUACGCCUCCCCCUGCCCCCACGAAUCUCCUCCUCAUAGCUAAAUAGGUGUCUCUAGAAGGAAAGCAGGAUGGUCUAGGUGGGCCAGGGAACUGCUAAGAGGAGCAGCUGGAAGGAGAGAGACUGUGCUGCUACUCCACCAGGAAGUUCGCUGCUGGACUGUAAAUAACAGUCCAUCCGCAUAUGGCCAAGGUUGUGGCUUAUGAUAGGAGUUCUAGAAACCUAGCCAACGGACUGAGGUGGGUUUCCUCGUCUUCAUUUAUGGUGUUCCUGUGUCAUCCAGAGCAGACACUUACACCCUUCCUCUCUGUUAGGGAGCCCCAAACCAGCCUCUCACUAAUACUUCAUUAA